Messenger RNA from Scutellospora calospora, 1191 nucleotides. The record is from the annotation of a GenBank genome assembly. NCBI's taxonomy places the organism in Eukaryota, Fungi, Glomeromycota, Glomeromycetes, Diversisporales, Gigasporaceae.
AUGGAUACCAUUCGUGAGAUAACUCAACAAUAUUUUCGCACUGACUUGCCCCCUUUACGAGUUGGCGACAAAGUAGAAAUUACUACCAAGAAUUACAAUAAAAAUGAAAAAGACAAGAACGACGGAACACUAAAACAUCGCUUGACCCACUUUAAAGGCACCGUAAUUACCCAAAAAAAUCCCGGACAAAUUAGUUAUACCUUUUCCGUAUUAAAAGAAAGCAAGGGGAGUGAAAAAGUAGCAAUUAGAAGCAUUUUUUCUUAUCAUUCGCCCCUCAUAGUAAGUAUUAAAAAAAUUGGCCAAAUUAAUCAAAAAGUUCGUCGGGCCAAGUUAUAUUAUCUGGAAAGAGAUGGAGUAAUAGUGAUAUUAGGAAUAGGAACUAUUAUUUAUUUCGCGGGCCCGAAAAAUAAUUCCGUCGGGAAUAAAAAACAAACUAGUUGGGAAGAGGAAACUUCCCACUUAAAAAUUCAAUUAAAUUCGGUUAAAAAUGAACUUAAAAAUCUAUCAGAUAAUACUCAAAAAAGUCAGUUAGAGAAUAAGUUAACCGAGAUAGAAAAUAAGGUAAAUAAAAUUACUAAGCAAGAUAAUUCUCCUCAGCAGUCAGAUAUUAAAAAACUAGAACAGGAAAUUAAAAAUAUUAAGAAAAAAAUAGAGAGUAACAAACCCGAUAAAAGUCCAGACCCCUCCGAUACUCCCAACAACCCUCCGCUGCCUGAGCAACCGAACGAUAAAUAUCCUGCCCUUAUAGCGACAAAAAGAGAACUUGAAUAUAAAGUUAAUCCGCCUUUGGCAAUUUCUUCGGUGGGAACUGACUAUAACCAACUCAGCGAGACUAACAAGAACAGUUUAUUGCCCGGUUCGGCCUUGCUGACCGAUACUUUGGAUGGCUUGGGUGGGGGUUCCUCACCACUUGAUAGCAAAGGUAUUGCGAAUAUUAUUCAUGCGGCCCCUUGGCCCCGAGACCUUUUUAAGAGCGAUGAAGAUUUUAUUAAUUGUGUAGUUAAAUCCGUCCAAAACUCCAUUAUCCUAGCCGAAAGAAACAAUUUUGAAAAAUUGGCCAUUCCUUUGGUUGGUGGCGGUAUUUAUCUUGGCAGUUGCGACCCGCAAAAAUUAGCGGAAGGAAUAAUUCGUGGUGCCAUUAACCAAUUAGAAAAGUGUCAAAAACUAAAAAAAAUUAUUUUUAUUGAUUGA